GCUUGCCGUGUUACUGUGCGUGCGUGUAUAAUCGAAUACGUGUUGAUUUAGUAUUUGUCAAUAGGUUCAAAACUUUUAUUUUAUUUAUUUUAUCAUACGAGUUACGUGUCCAUUGCUUUAAUUACUGAGAUACCGUUAGUAAGUGACCACAUUCAUGUGUAAUAGGCAACAUAAUCCUGUCAUAAAUACUUUAUAAAUUAGAUUUUAAAACGUAAACAAACAUGUCUAGAGGCAAAUCAGAAUUCAAGUUUAUAUUUUACUCAGUUGCCAUAUUUUUCUGUUACUUCGUAUUUGCUUUGUUACAAGAGAAAAUAACCAGAGGAAAAUAUGGCCAGAAUGAUAAAUUUACUUGCGCUUUGUCUCUUGUUUUCGUGCAGUGUUUGGUAAAUUACAUUUUCGCCCAAAUUUUGAUGCUAUCGUGGAAACAUGACAAAGAUACUACAAGGACUAUAUAUUACUUCUCAUCAGCUCUCACAUAUCUUUUGGCUAUGGUUUGUUCCAUAAUGGCCCUGCAGUGGGUGAACUACCCAACACAAGUUGUUGGAAAAGCAGCCAAGCCAAUCCCAGUCAUGGUCCUUGGAGUCUUGAUAGGUCACAAAGUAUAUCCUCUUAAGAAGUACUUAUUCAUACUACUGAUAGUUAUUGGUAUAGUUCUUUUCAUGUUCAAAGACCAGACAAGGAAGACUGAGGAUUCCCAGGGUUUUGGCAUUGGAGAAAUUCUGUUGCUUUUGUCCUUGACUAUGGAUGGUUUGACUGGAGCUGUGCAGGAACGAAUCAAGGCUGAAUCGUCGCCAACCGCAUAUUCCAUGAUGUUGAACACAAAUGGGUGGUCUACAAUAAUUUCCGGCGUGGGCGUGUUGCUGAGUGGUGAAAUUUUCAAGUUCAUCUCAUUCGUAUCUCUUUACCCUGAGAUUCUGUUGUACCUCAUUGCCUUUGCACUCACCGGAGCCUUAGGACAGCUCUUCAUAUUCUUUAUGGUAUCGGAGUUUGGCCCGCUCCCUUGCUCGGUGGUUACGACAACCAGGAAGUUUUUCACCGUUCUCGCAUCAGUGAUAUUUUUCGGCAACGUUCUUAUUCCGAGGCAGUGGAUUGGUGCUGUUUUAGUUUUUACAGGACUGUUCCUAGACAUAUUCUACAGUAAAGGAAAGAAGAGCCCGGCGAAACGCGCGGCUCAGAAAUGAUGGCCGUCGAAAACCAAGACACAAAUGUAAUAAAAAUGCAGUCACGAAAAUUAUGAACAUUUAUAUAAAUAAAUAUUAAAUGAUAGCGCCAUAUGGCCUUAAGUUCAUCUGUUGAAUGUUUAAAAUAGUUAUUUGGAAACGUUAAGAUACCUGCAAAUGUCUACAACAAAUUUUCUGUUGAAAAGUAUAUAUGUACUUUUUUAGGUCUUCUUCAUCCUCUUGGCGUUAGUCUACAUUCUCACCUAUAUAGAUGAGCCCGGGGGGACUUUUGCAAGUACAUAAUGUUCGUGACUGGACUGAAAAUUAUUCAAAUUUUAUGUAAUUUAGUAACUAACAACGCCACAUAAAUGUGAAAAAUUAGUUCGAUAAACUGAUUAUUAUAUGUGGAUAUAAUAUACAUAAAUAUACGAUCACGCCUGUUGCUCGUAGGUGUAGGCAGAGAUUACAUCUUUUCACUUGCCACAAUCCCUUCAUAAAUACUUCUUUAGGUUCAUUUAUAGGUCAUAUAUUUUCAUGCAGGCUCGUUAACUUAGAGUAUUCUUGACCUGACCAGUACAAUUUUUAAGUGGAUCAAUAUGAUUUAUACGUAAUAUUUGAAAAAUAAAAAAAAAUGUGAAAAUGAAAUAGUGAAAAUAAAUUAAAUAAACUGCUGCUUAUACGUCUCUGCCUAUCACGUGAUGGCUUUUGUUACGGUUUUUCACUAACAUCGAUACAAUUCCUUCCAAAAUGUAUUUAUUAUGCAGUCUUCCGUGGAGAAAUAUAAUACAACCCUCUCUGUUCAAAACAAAACCAAAGAAACAUGAGAAACUACGUCCAGUUUCUGUGGAAGUGACAGUACCCAUGUGGAGCUUGGCGGGCGCCAGUGUUACCAACUACUAGAAAAGCCACGACGAUACAAAUUAUUUAUUUAAGAGGAACUCUAUAUAAGUAGGUAUACUUAUGACAUAAUUAUAUCGCUAAAAGAGAAGUCAUUACAUUCAAUAAUAACUACGUCGUUAAAGUUUUGACUUUUCAAACAUGGUGAUAUGUCCAUAAAACCCAUUGAAAGAGAAUGAAGAUAAAGCAUGCACCACAUCCUUUUCUUAAAAAAUGCAAAUCGUGCCACAGACGAAAUAAGAAGAAUCCCAAGCCUAAAGCGAUAAAUAAUUAAUAAUUCAUGACAUUUUUCUGUGUGUGUGUGCAAUAAUGCUGUAGAUAUAUUUUUAUAUACAUAAUUUUGUGAAAAAAAUGCAACAUGGCAUGAGUCAGUCUUUUGACAAACUAUUUAUACUUAUUAAUUUUUUUUUAUGUAUUUAAUACUUUUAAGAAAAAGUAAGACCAUUCCAUAGUCUUGUAAGAUUCAUUUAAGUAAGUGUAUCUUAUUAUUUUAAUGAAAAGAGCUUGUAAUGCACAAAAUAAUUGAGGUACAAAUUUACCUCUCUUAACUACGUUAUUUAGAAUACAUUACUUUCUUCCUUUAUGUGAAAAUUUGAGUACUAUUUUUGUUAUUUAUUUGUACCUAGUUUUAUUUUCACUUUCCGAAUGCAUUAUGAAACUUUAAGGUUAACAAAUAUUUCUUUAAAAUUUAGUUUUUAUCAAUGUUGUAAAAUUCAUCUUAUUGAGCUAUAUCUACAUAUUUAUUUAUACUUUUUUCAACUCAAUACUACGGUAAAUUGUUUUUGAAUAGGCUAGUUGACUCAUAAUUAAUUUAUUUCAUGAAUAUUUCCUAUUGCAUUUAGCUUAAGGAAUCAAAGUAUAGCAAUUUUAAUAAUUAAAAUCGCGAGAUUCAUCAAAGCACAUAAAGCGGACAGCAUUAUCGUUAUUUUUGAAAAAUAUGAUUAUAAAUGAAUUUUUGAGACUUCGUCAUUCUUCUUCGUUUUAUUUAUAUUUCGUCAAAAUAACAAAUAUAAAUUAUUUAGGACUAGCUUAAAAGAGUCAACGAGCCUAUUCCAUUUUCUCUUAACUCUUUGUUCAUUAUGAACUGAAUUGACAGUUAUGUAACUUUUGCAUAAUAAAGCCACUAAAAAAGUAAAAUCAACAAGCAUUUUAUCUGUCACUUUAGUGAGAUAUACUUUUGAAGACAAAUGCUGUGCGUACCUUGCAUGACGCAGGAUUAAUGAUCCUUCCUGAAAGAACUCCAGAUAGAAAAAUAUCUAGGCUUCUGAUCCUCUACUUUCUAACUACUUUCACUGAUCACUGAAUGAAGAAGACUAUUGUGUAACUGAAUAGGACAACAUAAACUAAUGUAUGCAGUAAUAGUCAUGAAAUAAAAGGUGUUUUUUCCCUAAGGUCAAAUGCAAUAAAUGUGUUAGGUUCCGUGGAAGCCCCGAAGGGUCACAGACGGGAGUCACUUCGUGUUGUAUAUGAUUCAAAAACUUUUUGUCUGUCUGUCUAUAUUUUCAGGCAUCUCGUGAAAACUAACGGUUCAAUUUCGAUGAAACUUGGUAUAAUUAUACCUUAUUAUCCUGGGCAUAAAAUGGGUUUUACUUUUUAUCCUAGAAAAAUACGUAGAAAAAAAAUAAAUCAAAAUUUUUCAGUUUUAUCCAUAGACGUUGUUCUGUAGAACCGCGAACACACAUUGCGUUACCCGAAGUGGAUUCAGCACUCUAAUAAGAUGUCAUUGUCAGAUUUACUCAAAAUGGAGAAAUAAGCAAUCCACGCGAAGACCGACAUCCGCACGGACGGAGUCGCCAAAGCCAAAAAACAUAACUAGGUAGUGUCAAUGGCGACUUUUUAGCUAGUACUCUUCUUUUGUUUUUGGUCGUAAUGCGCUAAAACUUUUAUUCGUUCAUUUGAAUAGUUGAAUAUUGCAUUGAAAGCGGGCAGACGGCGACGCUUUGCAGAAUUCUAUGUAAUAUUACUGCCCUCGCGUCAGUGACUCUCAAAGUCAGCACUAACAAAGGGAUGGAGACAUCAAUUCUAGUCCAGAUUUAUCAUUAAAUUCAAUUUACCUAUUGUCCUCUUGACCUGACAUUUCCCCAGGAUUAUUAGAUACAAGGACUAGAGACGUUCGCAGUUCUAGUUAUGCAUUCGAUACAGUGUGGUACUGUUUACGCAGGCGGAUACAAAUAAUGGUUACUACUACAGACUUCUACUUAUAGUCUUAGUUGUAGGAAAGAUACAAGGCAUACAAUUGUAAUAAAAUACCUGUGCCAGGGCGCUCUGCAGCCCUUUCAUAACAUAUAGUUCACUAAAAUAUCACUAGAUGGCGCUAGUAGUAGAUAAACUUGUUAAUUCUACGAGAUUGGGGUACAUUAUGAAGUACUUUGUUUUUUUGGUUGCCUAUUUCAUAGAUCGGAAAUAUAUACCGCCGUAAGUGUUAACCUUUGACGCUUACGAGUAUGAGCGCCGAUAUUGAUCUAUAAUAUAAAAAGUCCUGCAAAGGCCAACACCGUAAUUUUUGGCCGGACAGGCAACCGAAAAGCUUGACUGUAUAUUUAGUUUGUCGCCAAAUCAUUUUUUUUAUUUAUUAUGAAAUGAAAUUUAAAAAAACAGUAU
This is a messenger RNA of Amyelois transitella, 4658 nucleotides long. RefSeq names its product solute carrier family 35 member B1 homolog (gene meigo). Gene Ontology annotation, molecular function: UDP-glucose transmembrane transporter activity; UDP-galactose transmembrane transporter activity. The transcript is spliced from 7 exons. The record is from RefSeq and is a predicted model, not a curated record. Gene Ontology annotation, cellular component: Golgi membrane; endoplasmic reticulum membrane. The coding region runs from base 222 to 1181 and encodes 319 amino acids. Gene Ontology annotation, biological process: UDP-galactose transmembrane transport. NCBI's taxonomy places the organism in Eukaryota, Metazoa, Arthropoda, Insecta, Lepidoptera, Pyralidae.